GAGAGAAGAAAGAAACGGGGAGAAAAAGAGAGAGAGAGAGAAAAAAAAGUAAAAGACAAAGAGCAAAGUCAAAGUAGUUUCUUGGCUGGGAAUCCGUCCAGCAGACUGCAGAGACUUCAGCUUUGUGUCCAAGUGAAUGGACAAAACCAGUGUGACUGGGAGUGUAGUGGGAGGACAGACUGGUUUUCAACCCACAGUGAGCAGACUGUCAAACACCAUGGCCGACAGCGUGAAUGAGGAGUCGGAUUAUAACCCGGGGAAGGAUGAGCUGGACUGGGGCUACGAGGAAGGUGUAGAGUGGGGACUCCAUUUCCCAGCAGCCAAUGGCGAGUACCAGUCUCCAAUUAACCUAAACUCCAGGGAGGCCCAGUACGACCCGUCCCUCCUAGACGUCGGUUUAUCACCAAACUACGUGGUGUGUCGAGACUGUGAGGUCAUCAACGAUGGACACACUGUCCGCAUCAUUCUCAAGUCCAAGUCAGUGGUUACCGGGGGUCCUUUGCCUAGCGAUCACGAGUAUGAACUUCAUGAGGUUCGAUUCCACUGGGGCAAAGAGAACCAGAGAGGAUCAGAGCACACUGUCAACUUCAAGGCUUUCCCCAUGGAGCUUCAUCUGAUUCACUGGAACAGCACCCUGUUCAACACUUUGGAGGACGCUCUGGCAAAGAAGAACGGAGUCCUCAUCAUAGCUCUUUUUGUGCAGAUUGGUAAGGAGCAUCUGGGUCUGAAGGCCAUCACUGAAGUUCUGCAGGACCUACAGUACAAGGGGAAGAGUAAAUUAAUCCCGUGCUUCAACCCCAACACUCUGUUACCUGACCCGUUACUGAGAGACUACUGGGUAUAUGAAGGAUCUCUGACCACCCCGCCUUGCAGUGAAAACGUGACCUGGAUCUUGUACCGCUACCCUCUCACCAUCUCACAGCUGCAGAUCGAGGAGUUUCGGAGGCUGCGGUCCCACGUUAAAGGGGCCGAGCUGCUGGAGGGGAAUGACGGGCUGCUGGGUGACAACUUCCGUCCCACCCAGCCACUCAGUGACCGGACAGUUCGCGCUGCCUUCCAGUGACUGUCAUUCACCACCUCCAACUCAGAGGAACAAUGGGACCUACAGAUACGAGUAUUGAAGGAGAGAAGAAAGACGAGGCGGGAAGAGAGGAACAGAAAGAGAAAGAAGAGAAGGAAGGUUGAUGUUGUUGACGAGCUGCAGACUGAAGGUGGACAAAGAAGCUAUUGAUAACACACCUUCACCCUGUGCUUCAUGUGUUUAUGUGUGUGUGUGUGUGUGUGUGUGUGUGUUUAUGUGUGUGUGUGAGUGUCCUGAUCAGAUGAUAGUAGACCGAUACAGUCAAAACAAGAGGAAACAUGAACCACAGAACACACACACACACACACACACACACACACACACACACACACACACACACACACACACACACACACACACACACACCUUCACUUCACAUGUGCUGUAUACAUCAAACUGGAAAGGAGGUCACAAACAGCCUGUCAUGUAAAAUGUUGACGUUUCACUUCUUGUGUUUGUUCAGCAGCAGUUUGAGCCGAAGUUCACUCGUACACACGUCAGUUACAAGCAUUUGCACCGUCCUCGUUUCUCCUCCUUGAAUCUCUGAUACAGUUUUAAUGUCCUUUUCAUUGUUAAAAAGCCGAAUAUAAAGACAAAGACAGCGAAUGUCUUCACACAGUGUUUCCUGUUAGCAGCUUUAAUACAGAGUGUUUGUGUCGGAGCCUCCUGUAACACCGGUAACACUACUGUCUUCACUCCCUCCAUGUUGUUUCAGGAGGCGGGGAGGAUUGUGAGCGCUGCUGUGGUGUGUAUAAGUAUGUGUGUGUGUGUGUGUGUGUGUUUGUGUGUCUUUAGUGUCUUAAAGGUACGGUGUCUGACGAGUGACAGUGAGAGCUGAAGACUCACCAAUAAACCACAAC
Molecule: messenger RNA, 1941 nt
Organism: Seriola dumerili (greater amberjack)
Lineage: Eukaryota; Metazoa; Chordata; Actinopteri; Carangiformes; Carangidae
Gene: ca8
Product: carbonic anhydrase 8
Exons: 9
Coding region: 137-1063 (308 amino acids)
Molecular function (GO): carbonate dehydratase activity; zinc ion binding
Source: RefSeq, a predicted model, not a curated record